AUGCCAACUGCUCCGCCAAGUUCCAGAGACUCAGAGAUGUCUAAUUUUUCAAAAUUGUCGCCUUUCGAUGGACGUUACUGGGGUAAAGCUAAUGACUUUGCCUCUUCCAUGAGCAAGUUUUCUUUUAUCAAUUUCCGAGUACUUGUCGAGUUGUCUAAUGCUGAUGCGAUCAUGGAUGAGGAGGUUCAGGAAAAGCAGCUUUUGGCCGAGGAAGAAGAUGGAAUGGAGCAGCUUGAAGCCGAGGAGGGACUUGAAGCCGCGCAACUUGAACCUGAUGGAGCUAAACAUAUGGAGCUGGAACCUGACGGAAUUAAAGAGCUUGCAGCUGAGAAGGAGCUUGUUUCCAAGGAUUCUGUAGCUGCGCCAAUGGAACUGAUUACUCAUUCUGGAGUUAAUCUUGAGCCAAGAUGGAGAAGACAUGAUCCUAAACCUCCCUGGUUUUUGAUCCAAGCUCAAGAGAUCAGCAAAUGGGCAUGUGUCUCAUUUAUUAAAUUGCCUCUGUAUCUUUCAAAAGUCCCUCAAGUCACCGAAGUUCCAUGCUUUUCAAAAGAUGGUGAUGUCUACUUGCAAUUCAUAUUCGCUGUGUUUAGCAUUGAUGAUACGUUGGAAGUUAAUAAGGUCGAGAGAGUAGCAUAUGAUGAUGUGAAAGCUGUGGAGUAUUUCUUGAAACAAAAGUUUGAAUCACAGCCAGAGAUUGUCAAGGUUGGUAAACUUUCUCUCUGUUCCACCAAGUACUUAGCAACAUUAGAUAAUAGUCUUUAG
Microthlaspi erraticum is the source of this 762-nucleotide messenger RNA. Lineage: Eukaryota; Viridiplantae; Streptophyta; Magnoliopsida; Brassicales; Brassicaceae. The record is from the annotation of a GenBank genome assembly.